AUGGAAAUGCAGGCGAGCACAGCGGACUUGAGCUCCGAUGCCAAGAUGGUAGAGACGUACCAUGAAGACGCAGUGCACGACGCACAAUUCGAUUUUUACGGCAGUAAGCUUGCCACAUGCUCAUCGGACCGCACGAUCCGGGUAUUUGAUGUGCAGAAAGGCGAGGCAGUGGGUGCGGGUGAAACGCUUGUGGGCCAUGAAGGUCCAGUUUGGCAGGUGGCCUGGGCGCAUCCCUCGUUUGGCACAAUUCUGGCGAGUGCGUCAUACGAUGGCAAAGUGUUUAUUUGGAAGAAUGAGCCUGCCAAUGGCUCUUAUGGCUCGGGUGGAUGGGCGCGUAUUAAGGACCAUGCAUUGCAUACCGCGUCGGUGAACGCCAUCGCGUGGGCACCGCAUGAGCUGGGCGCUACACUCGCCUGUGCUUCGUCAGACGGACGCGUAUCUGUUCUCACAUUUAAUGAAGACGGUUCGUGGUCUGUCGAUUUGGUGGCUGCACAUCCAGGCGGCUGUCACGCCGUAUCAUGGAUGCCGGUUUCGACUGCAACCACGGAACCAGGUGCACCCAUGAUGUGUCGCCUGGCCACGGCUGGAUGUGACGCUGUCGUGAAGAUCUGGGAAUUCAGUGAAGAGCACAACCGCUACGUGGAAAUUGAUCAGCUGAAGCAACACCGCGACUGGGUUCGUGAUGUGGCAUUUGCGCCGAGCUUGGGUCUUGCGCGGACGUAUCUUGCAACGGCAUCGCAAGACCGCACGGUGCUCAUUUGGACACAGGACACGCCCAAUGAUCCGUGGAAGUGCACACCCCUGUUGCCUGGCGCCAAACCAGAAGACCGCACCAAGUUUGCUGACACUGUGUGGCGCGUCAGUUGGAGCGUCAGCGGCAAUGUGCUGGCUGUCAGCUGUGGCGAUGGAAAAGUGUCGCUAUGGAAGGAGAAUCUCAAGGGUGAUUGGGAAUGCAUCAGCGAUUUGGAUGCAUAA
Messenger RNA from Malassezia restricta, 975 nucleotides. Its product is annotated as protein transport protein SEC13. Gene Ontology annotation, cellular component: COPII vesicle coat; nuclear pore outer ring. The coding region runs from base 1 to 975 and encodes 324 amino acids. Lineage: Eukaryota; Fungi; Basidiomycota; Malasseziomycetes; Malasseziales; Malasseziaceae. Gene Ontology annotation, molecular function: protein binding; structural molecule activity. The transcript has 4 exons. The record is from RefSeq and is a predicted model, not a curated record. Gene Ontology annotation, biological process: positive regulation of TOR signaling; COPII-coated vesicle budding; protein import into nucleus.